GAUGGUAUGCAUCAAUCUUCACAGCACCGAGGAGUUGUCUUCUUCGAGCAAGUAGAGAUGGAGAAGGCUGCACUACUGCUGCUGUUCCUCGCGUGGUUUGCCUCUGAGUUCAGAGCUCUGGGAGAUGAUUGGAUUCCUGCCUCGGCAACCUUCUAUGGAGGGGGUGAUGCUUCCGGCACUAUGGGUGGAGCGUGUGGGUAUCAGAACUUGUACAGCGACGGGUACGGCAUCAAGAACACGGCACUGAGCACGGCGCUGUUCAACAACGGCGCCGCCUGCGGCGCGUGCUUCCAGAUCGUGUGCGACUCGAGGAAGUCGCCGUGGUGCAAGAAGGGGACGCACAUCACCGUCACCGCCACCAACUACUGCCCGCCCAACUACGACCUUCCCAGCGACAACGGCGGGUGGUGCAACCCGCCGCGGCAGCACUUCGACAUGUCUCAGCCAGCCUGGGAGACCAUCGCCGUCUACCGGGGCGGCAUCGUUCCCGUCUACUACCGCAGGGUCAAGUGUCAGAGGAGCGGAGGCAUCAGGUUCACCAUCAACGGGAAGAACUACUUCGAGCUGGUGCUGAUCGCCAACGUGGGAGGGAGCGGCGUGGUCUCCGGCGCCUGGAUCAAGGGGUCCGACACGCAGUGGAUGGCCAUGAGCAGGAACUGGGGCAUGAACUGGCAGAGCAACGCGUACCUCACUGGUCAGAGCCUCUCCUUCCGGGUGCAGACCAGCGACGGCAAGGUCAAGACCGCCUACGAUGUCGCGCCGGCGACUUGGAAGUUCGGCGACACCUACGCGUCCUCCAUCCGGUUUUAGAAGAUCGCGCUGUUCGACCUCUUCUCUACUUCCAUGGUUGAAGGCUGUCAUCUUCUCUGUGAAGGAACGAGUGGUUUUACUGUGUCCACCAACCUUCAAUUGGAUUCUAUGUUUGUGUC
Messenger RNA from Musa acuminata AAA Group (dessert banana), 929 nucleotides. Its product is annotated as expansin-A8. Gene Ontology annotation, cellular component: extracellular region. The coding region runs from base 7 to 810 and encodes 267 amino acids. Gene Ontology annotation, biological process: plant-type cell wall organization. NCBI's taxonomy places the organism in Eukaryota, Viridiplantae, Streptophyta, Magnoliopsida, Zingiberales, Musaceae. The transcript has 3 exons. The record is from RefSeq and is a predicted model, not a curated record.